Macrosteles quadrilineatus (aster leafhopper) is the source of this 494-nucleotide messenger RNA. RefSeq lists its product as uncharacterized. Bases 1 to 471 code for a protein of 156 amino acids. The transcript is spliced from 3 exons. The record is from RefSeq and is a predicted model, not a curated record. NCBI's taxonomy places the organism in Eukaryota, Metazoa, Arthropoda, Insecta, Hemiptera, Cicadellidae.
AUGGUCCUAGAACAGCCUCAGUCCAGUGGAGUUUCGGCUCCUUGCACUGGACAACCAACUCUUGCCCUAACUGAACUCGACCUUGAACUUUUUGCUGAGGUUGAUUUUGCUCCGUUGGGCGAAACGCUCAAUGACCUUCUUACACAAAUAUUGGAAGUUCCACUUCUGAGCAAGGACCAAUACGGAGAUAAAAUCAUCCAGCUGGAAAUGACAACAGGGAAAAUACUUUGUUUUGCCAACAAGCUGGACCGAAAGCCCCAAGACAGACUUUACGAUAUUCUGGCAGAUCUGUUGCGGACCGUAUCUGAUAUUUUAGAGGAUCUUAUACAGGGUCUCAACAUUGAUAUUAGAGGAUUUUUCUACUUGAUGCUGGAUUUGCUGAAAACGCUUGGAUUGAACAUCAACACUAAAGUUACAUUGCAGCUGACAAAACUAUUAAGAACAGACAUCCGAGCAUUUUUCCACACUUGACUAUUGAAUAAAGCUGUCUUACU